GUCAACUCCAUCUCUGCUGUCGUUUCCACUUGGGAUUCUCAUCUUUCUCCCCAACUCACAUUCGCAGCCAUCGGCACCACUCCCGUCCCUUUUGAUCUUUGUCGAAUUGCCUCUCUUUUCCUCCAGAUCCUGUUGUCUUCAGGGGGAAGCCGAGAGAGGUUGGCCUGUAUCAAAUUCAUCUUCGCCGCUUGUCCUGCACUUACCUUCCCCGAGCUGCUGGAGUUGGGUCGGGUGUCUGCUUUUUUUUCUGACUCGACGUUUGUGAGCUCUUCUCUGCAUAGCCCAAAAUCUCGACUUGCUCGAUAAUUUGCCCGCCUACCCUGUCCUCCCAGCGUAACUACCUGUCAAACUUUUCCAUCCGCCAUGGCGACCGCUGCUCCAUCAGUGCCCAAGCUUGACCGCUACGUGGUCAUCCACGUUGCGACCACUUGCGAUGAACAUGGUGUUUAUGUCACAAAAGAUUCUGCAGAAGUGAUUGAACUGGGUUGGAUCUUGCUCGACAGUAAGACGUGUGACGAGAUCUAUCGGGAGAGCGUCCUAGUGAAGCCCGUCAACACGCCCAUCACACCCCUUUGCACCAGCCUCACCACGUUGACUUGGGAGCACGUUCGCAAUGCCGGCUCUUUCCGAGAUGCAGUCACUCGCUUCGACCAUUUCGCUCAGGAGCACCUUAUAUCCAAGAACCUGGAGUUUUCCUUUGUGACACUGGAUUCCUGGGACUUGCGGGUCCAGUUGCCUCGAGAAGCUCGCGACAAGGCAGUCGUCCUACCGGCAUACCUGCAACACUCGCGGACCUUCGACUUGCGUUCAGAGUAUGCCCGAUGGCAGCAGCACCAUCCAGAGUCCCUGCCCUUCGGCCCCAGUUCCCUAGCAAACAUCUGUGCUGCUCUUGAGGUGGAGCCUGUGCAAUCGUCGGCGCCAAUCAAGCACAACCUGCCCUUCCAUCUGCAGGCAUUGGCGCCUGCCUCGCCUCGGCGGGCCAUGGAAGAGGCAGUCACUCUUGCCAGGGUGCUCCGCGGCCUCAUUCGGAAGUCUCAGCCCGCCCAUGAGCAUCCGGAUGUUUUGACUCGCCCCAUGGACGCCAGGGCCGAUGUGAAUGCCUUCCUGAAGGAACGCAGCAAGGUUCUACACAUGAACGGUCUGCCACACGACACAACUCAGUCAGAACUUGAAAGCUGGUUUACUCAAUUCGGAGGGAGGCCAAUCGCUUUCUGGACCCUUCGUACUCCAGAUCAGCACAAGCCCACAGGGUCAGGUUUCGCCGUGUUCUCUUCGCACGAAGAGGCCGCUGAAAGUCUCUGUAUGAACGGACGCGCCCUCAACGAAAAGGCCAUCGAGGUCUCGCCUUCUUCAAGCCGAGUCCUCGAUCGUGCCGCCGAGAUCUUGACUCCGUUCCCUCCCAGCAAAAACCGACCACGACCAGGUGACUGGAACUGUCCUUCAUGUGGCUUCUCCAACUUCCAACGCCGUACUGCCUGCUUCAGAUGUUCUUUCCCUGCUGGAGGGGCCACGGGUGUUGAUCCAUACUACAAUUCCUACGCCGGUUAUGGACCUCCUCACAUGAUGGGACAUCAUCCUCACAUGGGACAUCAUGGACAUGGAGUGGGACAUCACGGCCGUGGCGGAGCUGGUAUUGUCCCUUUCAGAGCUGGUGAUUGGCGAUGCGGCGCAGAAGGCUGUUCGUACCACAACUUUGCCAAGAAUGUCAACUGUCUGCGCUGUGGUGCGCCUCGCUCUGGAGCUGCAGUCGUGGUCGAUUCGGCCUAUCCUUCUCCAAUGGCACCGCCUUCGGAGUAUGGUAUGGGACCAGGUUCGAUGGCCAGCACUCCAGGACCCGCUCCAUAUGGUGCUGGUGCGGCUGCUUUCGGUUCUGGUGCAGCUUUUGCCCAGCCACCAAGUCAAUUUGGCAUGCCUUCUGGUAUGGGUGGUCCACCAGCCGCUCCCUUCCCACAGAUGGGCAGCAUGACUCCCGGCUACGCAUCCAGCACCAUGUCUCACUCCUCCUUUGGUCCUGCGGCUCAAGCUGCUUUCAGUGGUGCCGUUGACACGAAUGCACCGAGCAAUCUUCCUCAGAAUGGCUUUUACGGCAACGGACCUGGUGGAGAUCCCUUCGCCUUCCUCUCUGCUGGCAUUGACAGCCUCAGCAUGGUGACGCCUGAUGAAAACCAAGGCCCUCGUCGCAAUGGUGGUCCUCAGAGCGCGAAAAGCCCGGCUUAACCACCCCGAUCGCCCCGAACUCUGCCUUCCCAAGUCGCCACGCAACGUCACUAAAGUUCACUCAUUGGCUGAUUAACGACUCCGACGACAUCUUUCAUGUUGAGCAAGGUUGUCUACUUCAUUUUUUUUCCCGACUUUCAUGUACUUGAUUCUUGGCAGAUUCAAUGCACAUCUGUUUACUAGCUUUGUAUCGUGGAUAUUGGCGGGCGGUGCUGGAGGCUGGGCUGCUGGAGGGUUUGAACUUGGUCGAAAGCGCCGGCAAUGGGGACAAUCUUUGCAUAUGAGGGACGACCUAGAGAACUUGGCUUGUGUUUUUGCUCGGGACCAUGGGGCUGGGAUUGAAGAAGAUGCGAUGAGGCACAAAUUGCGAUUGAACAACCCAGGAAUAGGCGGCACGAACAAGGGAGCAUGGAGGUCUAGAGAAAACAAAAACUACCUGGUACAAGUGCGAGCAAAACUGUAUGGCAUCGAUGGGACUGUGUUGCGUUGGAGCUUGUGCGUGCCCAUGUGUAUGUUGCUGUUGUCUAGGGGCUAUUGCCAGCAUAGCGAAGGAGCAAGAGCGUGGAACAAAGGGUAUGGAUCAGGACAAGGGCAAAAAGGGACAGACAAAAGUUGUGGAAAAACAUCCAGUAUGACAUCGAACAGGACCGAGCACAACCAGGCUGCGACACAACCCCGGCACAUACGUUUUGAGAACGCCCACAGUAUGAUCUGUUUGCACAUGGCUAUUUGAGGAAUGGGAGAAUUCGAAGCUGGACAUUGGCAAUCACGGUCAAGGAUGGCUUUAACUAACUUGUUCAAACGCGGGUGGACAAUGUCAAAUCACUUUUGAAAAACUUGAUGGACUUGGUGUCGGCCGUUGCAGGAUGUGAUUCUUGUAGUGGUGGUGGUGGUGG
Molecule: messenger RNA, 3113 nt
Organism: Cladophialophora immunda
Lineage: Eukaryota; Fungi; Ascomycota; Eurotiomycetes; Chaetothyriales; Herpotrichiellaceae
Exons: 5
Coding region: 364-2217 (617 amino acids)
Molecular function (GO): RNA binding; 3'-5'-RNA exonuclease activity
Source: RefSeq, a predicted model, not a curated record